Cryptosporidium muris RN66 is the source of this 2010-nucleotide messenger RNA. RefSeq lists its product as uncharacterized. Gene Ontology annotation, molecular function: protein serine/threonine phosphatase activity. Gene Ontology annotation, biological process: protein dephosphorylation. The transcript has a single exon. Bases 1 to 2010 code for a protein of 669 amino acids. The record is from RefSeq and is a predicted model, not a curated record. Lineage: Eukaryota; Apicomplexa; Conoidasida; Eucoccidiorida; Cryptosporidiidae.
AUGAAUUGGCUUAUUGGCUGGGGUGUAUCGUGCUCGCAGGGAGGUUGUAAAGAGAAUCAAGAUGGUUGGUUUGUCACUUCUUUCACAAAUAAUGAGGUCUUGGCUAACGAGCUUAAUGAUAGUAGUGAUGUUGUGGAUUCAUUAGAUGGAUUGAAUUCGAGACCAACUAAUUUGACUACUUGGGGUGUUUGGGACUGCGAUCCUAUUCAUCCUGGUAUUAAUGGAAAUGCUAAUGAUCAAAACUCUACUAGUAUGAGUGGUACUAGCUCGUUCCCUCCUGUAUUUUCGAUUUUCCCUCUACCUCCAAUGCCUCCAAAACGUUCUGCACCUGGAUGGAUAACACAUACAAUUGGUAAACAACUUCAAUGUUCAAAUACAAAAUCCCCCUGCUUCUUUGGUCUUCUUGAUGGUCAUGGUCACUAUGGAAAAACAGCAUCUCAUAUGGCUGCUUAUUGUAUAUCACAAACAUUAUAUGAACGGAUGAAUUGUUCAUCUCUAGAUAAUAGGAUUUACAACUUAGAAUAUAUUCUUGAGGUGCUUGAUGAAGGUUUUUCCUAUGCUCACAAGAGCAUUAUUGGAGCGAAUGUGUCUAGUGGGAAGGAUUUUGGUACUACUUGUAUAGUUGUGGGAAUUAUGGGAUCUUAUCUAGUAACAGCUAAUUGUGGGGACUCUUCAGCUAUAUGUAUUAUUCCAAAUUCUAUUCAAAAUAAUCAAAAGAAAGCUGAAGUUGAUCACAUUUCUGAUGAAAUUUCAAAAUCUCUCCCUGAAUUACCGACUCCAAUUACUUUGAAUAAUUCUUCAGUAAAAACUUCAAAUUAUCAUGGGAUAUACUAUUUGUCUAAUCCUCACUGUCUUUAUAGAAAGAGUGAGAGACAGAGAAUAGAUCAAAGUGGAGUUGGUAAAGUGGCCUUAGGAGAUUAUGGAAUGCUGAGGUUAAUUCCAGCUUAUUUAACAUAUUCUCAAGCUAGAGACUUGGGUUUGAGUAUAUCUAUGAGUAGAUCUCUAGGUCACAUGCAUCUUUCUCGCUGUGCUUUGUUACCUAUUCCGGAUUAUCGGGUACUAAAUAUUAGUGAGUAUCCUCCCAAAAAAGAAUCUGUUGAAUCUUUGAGAGCAACAAAUAACAAGGAAAGGCAAUUUAAAAAAGAAGAUGAUAAAAUGGUAAGUUUAUCUGAAGUCCUCGUUGAGGAGAGUGUCAUAGCAUUGGGAUGGGGAUAUAAGAAUAGCAGAAACUAUUACGAACAACUACAAACUGAAGAUAUAGCACUUGAUUGGAGUACUGAAGAUGAAAGUUAUGACAAUGUAGAUACUUCCACAGUAACUAAUGAGAUUCCGAAUGAUAUGUAUGUUGUAUUGAUGUCUGAUGGCAUUAGUGAUAUACUAGAUGGAUUUACAAUUGCUGAUAUUAUUGUGAAUGCACAGGAUAAAGAUCUCCAGGAUAUUGCAGCUGAACUUACAGCAGAGGCUGAACGUAAGAGGAGAUUUCACAAUAUAAGAGCAGAUAAUUGUACUGCAAUAGUAGUUAAACUGAGAAGAAAUAUGAGUACCGAAAGUAUUCCUAAUAACGCUUUUUCUAGUAAAGAUGAAGUGACAGUGGUUAAAAAACUAAUUGAUGCAACAAAACCAUCUCUUCAAUCAGAGUUCUCAUUAAACCGUAAAGGAAAUCUUAAUUUAUAUGACCCUAAGUCAGUUACUACUUCUAGCUUUGUAUCACCGCUGAAAUCUUCAUCAAACUCAUCCAUGCUUCAAUCUCCUUUUUCUCUUGUGGAUCGAAGUGCUCAUAUAUCAUCUGCACCACAUUCUGCAUCUACUUCCUUGAAUUCUUCAUCUCCAAUAAGAUCAUCGUUCAAGGCUCCAGAUACCUCUUUAUGUAAUUUGCAAGCUCCUACCUUUUCCUUGCAUCGUACAUUGACCCCUAUACAUCGUAGACGACGUGUAGUUGCUGCAACCCCUUCACCUCUGCGUGUAAAAUCUUGUAAAAUGCGUGAUACUCCUAUUAUACCCAGCAGUUAG